AUGGCCAAAUGCUCAAAUAUCCUUUUAGUGGCUUUGGCUUUGUCAGACAUCACUUUUUUGAUAUCAUUUAACAGCCUGCCUAAGGUUCUCUACGAGGCUGUGUGGAACCACGAAUAUGUUGGCUACUCCAAGGCCAGCUGUGAUGUACUGUUCAUUUUGUUUAGUAUAUUUACUCUACUGGACUACACGUUUGGUCUCUUGGGAAUCACCCUGCCAAUGCUGAUCACAGCGGAGAGACUUGUGGUCAUCUUUCUUCCGUUAAAUUUCAGCCAGGUGCUGACCCCAACGAGAACGUGGCUAGCUGUGUUUGUAAUGGCCGCCUACUGGCUUUCAAUUUGUAUUUACAGUAGCUUUUGGCAGGGUCUGGAUUAUUUUUUUGAUCCCGCGAGAAAUCAAUCAGUUGGGAUCAUCGUUAAGUCAGCCUUUUUCUUUCAACAUGAAGAUUCUGUAGACACCAUUAACCACAUGAUUAUCUUCUCCAGCAUGGUUAUCCCGCCUAUUUUCACGGUGACAGGAUGUGUCGUCAUUUCCGUCAAAAUUCAACUGGCGCUCAUCAAACGACAAAAGAUGACGUCAACCACUCGCUCUAUGAACAGGACGACCAGGACAUUGCUGGCAGUCUGCGCCAUCUACUGUGUCACUGCUGCAGUACUGUCAAUGCCACUCUAUCUUCCGCAAGAAUACGCCUCUUACUCUUUGACAGAUAAAUCGCCGACCAAUAUGGGGAAACUAUUCUAUCAGCUGGUGAACACUGUCACUUGUAUCAACAGUUCCAGUAAUUUUAUUGUGUACGUAGGUUUAAACAAGCAAUUUAGAAUGACUUUAAAGAACAUUAUUUAUUGUUCUAAGUAA
Messenger RNA from Biomphalaria glabrata, 852 nucleotides. RefSeq lists its product as uncharacterized. The coding region runs from base 1 to 852 and encodes 283 amino acids. The record is from RefSeq and is a predicted model, not a curated record. The transcript has a single exon. Gene Ontology annotation, biological process: G protein-coupled receptor signaling pathway. Gene Ontology annotation, cellular component: plasma membrane. Gene Ontology annotation, molecular function: G protein-coupled receptor activity. Lineage: Eukaryota; Metazoa; Mollusca; Gastropoda; Planorbidae.